This is a messenger RNA of Sturnus vulgaris (Common starling), 1172 nucleotides long. RefSeq names its product NmrA like redox sensor 1 (gene NMRAL1). Gene Ontology annotation, cellular component: nucleus. The record is from RefSeq and is a predicted model, not a curated record. NCBI's taxonomy places the organism in Eukaryota, Metazoa, Chordata, Aves, Passeriformes, Sturnidae.
AACACAAUCGGAUCAGUCCGAACAGACGAACGCACGCAGCUCCAGCCCAGCGGACUAGACCCGAACCGAGCCGAACGCAGCCGGGUGGAACCGACUGGACCCGAACCGAGCCAGGCGGAGCCGAUUGAACCCGAACCGAGCCGAGAACCCCGGGACCGCCCGCACUGCUCCAUGGCCGGGAAGAAGCUGAUCGUGGUGUUCGGGGCCACCGGGGCCCAGGGGGGCGGCGUGGCCCGGGCGCUGCUGGACGAUGGCACCUUCAAGGUGCGCGCCGUGACGAGGAGCCCCGGGAAGAAGGAGGCGGAGGAGCUGAGGAGGAGGGGAGCCGAGCUGGUGAAGGCAGAUGUGGACGAUGAGGCAUCGCUGGAGCGGGCCUUGGCGGGCGCCUACGGUGCCUUUAUUGUCACCAACUUCUGGGAACACUGCAGCAAGAAGGAAAUCGAGCAGGGACGGCGUCUGGCUGACCUGUCCAAGCGCCAGGGUCUGCACCACGUCGUGUUCAGUGGCCUGGAGAAUGUGCACCAGCUGACGGGGGGCCGGCUGGAGGUGCUGCACUUUGAUGGCAAAGGUGUGGUGGAGGAGUACUUCCAGAAAAUUGGGGUUCCCACCACCAUCGUCCGGCUGCCAUUCUACUUUGAGAAUUUCCUCUCCAUCUUCAAGCCACAGAAGAGACAGGGAGACACCUUUGUGCUGGAGCUGCCCAUGGGGGACACCCCAAUGGAUGGGAUGGCUGUGGAGGACCUUGGGCCCAUUGUGCUUUGCCUACUGAAGUCCCCAGGGGAGUACAUUGGCCAAGUGAUAGGACUCAGCACGAGCAAGCUCACUGAGGCAGAGUACGCUGCCAUCCUGUCCCAGCAGACCGGCAAGACUGUGACAGCCAGCAAGAUCACCCCUGAGGAGUACGAGAAGCGGGACUUCCCUGGGGCCAAGGAGCUGGCUGCCAUGUUCCGUUUCUAUGCCCUGAAGCCAGACCGCAACGUGGCCCUGACCAUGAAGCUCAACCCCAAGGCCCGCACCUUCCAGCAGUGGGUGGGGGACAACAAGAAUGCCUUCUAAGCCUCCCCUCCCUCCUCUUCCUCCCUUGUUUCUGCAACUGGUAGGGGCACCUGGCUGAGGAGGUGAGGUGCCCUGAGCCAUACUGCCUUCCCAGUAGUGCCCCAGGGAGAGGCUGA